AAUUCCUGGCGUUGACCCAUUCUUGUGUUAGGUCAUGUGACCUCAAACAAAGCCAUUUCCCUCAAUUUUACCUAAUUUCCCUUCGUUAUUUAUUUUACUUUGUUUCCCUCCUGUCUUCGAUUCUCCUCAAUGUUUUUUUUCCUAAUUCUCAAAUUAAUUGAUCAAAUUGCCGCCGCAAUUGAAGAAUUCAAUUGCAAAUUACAAGUGGAACCUCCAAUGUUAACUCACUCAUUCUAACAAAGUUGGUAUGGGAUUCUAGCAAUAAAGAUAGAAGUUCAAUAAGUCAACUAGGGAUGCUCAGAAGGUGUUUGAUGAAAUGUUUUGGGAGAAAUAUUGUUUCUUGGACUUGUAUCCCGUGUAUGCUUGAUGGGUAUGUUUAUUGUGAGGACUUGAUUAGUGCAGAAAGGGAGUUCGGUGCAAUGCCGAAGAGAAAUAAGGUUUCAUGGAAUGCCAUGAUAAUGAACCAGAAGACUGAGAUGAAGCAGACAGCUCAAGGAGGAAGAAGGGAAACUCAAAAGAGAAAGGAAGGAAGGAAAUGACGGAGACAGAAAUAUCUGAGGAAGAAAGGGGAGAGCUUAAAUAACAAUUGGUGACGUGGUAUAAACCGUCUGUCCGUUUAUGUUUUGGCGCUCAAAAACACAAUUCAACUCUUUUCCCUGAAAUCUCUCUCCUUCCCUUGAAACUCAACUCUGAUCAAACCCAAAGUCCAAAUACUAUAAUCUUUCAAGAUUGUAAACGCCAUGGAUAACAGGAAGGGCAAGAACAAUGUAGAUGAAUCUAGAACAGAGAUUGGCUCUCAUUUGAAGCCUAUAGAUGUAGAUGUCGAGGAAGAUAUGGGAUUGACAGUAAGGACUUCAAGGCAGAAUAACAAUGAUCCUUCUGAAACUCAAAGAAUUGGACCCUCUAAUAGGGUAAUUGGUAAUGAUUCUGGAAGGAAGAGAUCGAAUAAUGCUAGCAUUUGUAAUAGCCUAACUGGUGAAGAUCAAAAAAGGAAGAGAAAUAAUAAUGCUAGCAUUUCAAAUGUUAAUCAACCUCAUAUUUCAUCUCUUUUUCUGAGUCAGAUGGGAGCUUCUCCGGCUAACAUUUGUAAACCUGUUCCUUACUCUCUUUGCCCUCCCAGAUUUCGAUUUCCAUUGAAUCCUACCUCUGCUCAAGCUCCACCAUUUAAGUCGCAGCCUCGACCCGGUUUAGCAAGUCAACCUGCAGUUGAGCCAUCUCAAGGGGUGGGGUAUCAGCAAUUUGCUCCUGUUAGGGCCACUACUUCAAGAAGCCUGAGGCCUCUUCCAACCCAUCCCUGGUUAUGUAGCCUUCAACCUGGUAGUGGUCAACAACAGCAGCUAGGAGUAGUUUCUAGAACUAAUCGUUCUGAAGUUGAGUCGCAGCCUCGUCCCAGUUCAACAAGUCAACCUGCAUUUAAGCCAUCUCAAGGUUUGGGGUAUCAACAACUUGCUCCUGUUAGGGCCACUGGUCCAAGAAUCCCGAGGCCAAUUAUCAAUCCAUCUCAAGGUUUGGGGUAUCAGCAACUUGCUCCUGUUAGGGCCACUGCUCCAAAAAGCCUGAGGCCAAUUAUCAAUCCAACUCAAGUAACAGGGUCUCAUCGAGUUUCUAAUAUCAGGAAAACUGGUGCAAGUACAAGUCUAAUUCAUUCUGGUUCAGGUCGACAAGUGCAGCAAGCCCCCCUACAGAUGGUUAUGGGAGACAGUUUAGAAGAUGAAGCGGCUAUAUUGGCUGAUUUCAAAAGUGGACUUUCAAUAGAAGAUGAGAUAGAUAUGCUAAAGGCAUAUCAAGGACACCUUGUACAGCUUCUGAAGGGUGUCAAUGCUCCUGAUGUCAGAAUGAAUCAAAAAUCACUGAUUGAUACCACAGGUCGCAUUUCAAAGCUAGAAGCUAAGUUGCAUAAUGUAAACUCAAAAAAGGGAAAAUUAGGGAAUGUUAACUUUCAAGAUGGCAGAAAGGAAGCAGGAAACCUAAAAAGACAGGGAUGCUUAGGUAAUACACAGGAUGCCAAAGAAAGGUUCAGGUUAGACUUGAACAAGGAACCUACAGAAUCAGACAAAACCUAAGAUGACAAGGAGAAUGCUAAUACAAAUACUUCACAAGCACGCAACACUUGAGGAUUUUCCUCUGGUUGUCUCUCUCCGAUGUGUAUAAUAACGAACAUGCAGUGCAGGAUCUUCCUAGACUUCACCUUAAUUUACUUUGCGUUAUCUGAAUUGUUUUGUAUAGAAUAAGGAGUUUUAUUUCGUGAUACGGGGAUAAGAAAACCAGAAUGUGGGUGUCACUCAGUUAGCAUGUAUAGAUAAAUCUAAUAGAUCUCGAACAUACCACAUUAACCAGUUAGUUCUUAGAUCUUCUUCCACUUGUUUAGUUAUCACGUGAAGGAAUACAAACUUAAUGUCUUUAUCUUAAUUCCUUCAAAUACUUUAUGUAUACGAGCAUAUAUGCAUAAUCCCAAGCAUAAUGUAAAUAUUCUAGAUAUUAUUCCA
Messenger RNA from Spinacia oleracea (spinach), 2486 nucleotides. RefSeq lists its product as uncharacterized. The record is from RefSeq and is a predicted model, not a curated record. The coding region runs from base 741 to 2063 and encodes 440 amino acids. The transcript has 4 exons. Lineage: Eukaryota; Viridiplantae; Streptophyta; Magnoliopsida; Caryophyllales; Amaranthaceae.